This is a messenger RNA of Pan troglodytes (chimpanzee), 2966 nucleotides long. It is a transcript of the gene TTC14, whose product is annotated as tetratricopeptide repeat domain 14. NCBI's taxonomy places the organism in Eukaryota, Metazoa, Chordata, Mammalia, Primates, Hominidae. The record is from RefSeq and is a predicted model, not a curated record. The transcript has 13 exons. The coding region runs from base 231 to 2192 and encodes 653 amino acids. Gene Ontology annotation, molecular function: protein binding; nucleic acid binding.
CCUUCGGCCUUCCGUAGUCUCGCUCGGUUUCGCGAGAUCGAGGCUGAGCUCCGCCGCGCCGCCGUGGGGGCGACCCCAGAACACUUCCGGGUGUAACUGGUUGUGCUGUCUGUGUACUUCCGGCAGCCUCCAGACGGUUUCUUCCGCUUCCUGUACCACCUGGCUCAAGUAGCGGACACGGAACCGGGGACUAUCAGCCCGUCGGCCUCCGGACCCUACAGUCUCUAGCCAUGGACCGGGACCUUCUGCGGCAGUCGCUAAAUUGCCACGGGUCGUCUUUGCUGUCUCUACUUCGGAGCGAACAGCAGGACAAUCCACACUUCCGUAGCCUCCUGGGGUCGGCCGCCGAGCCAGCCCGGGGCCCGCAGCCCCAGCAGCAGUUGCAGGGCAGAAAAGAGAAGAGAGUUGACAACAUCGAGAUACAGAAAUUCAUCUCCAAAAAAGCGGAUCUGCUUUUUGCACUUUCCUGGAAAUCAGAUGCACCUGCAACUUCUGAAAUUAAUGAAGACAGUGAAGAUCAUUAUGCAAUCAUGCCACCUUUAGAGCAAUUCAUGGAGAUACCUAGUAUGGAUCGGAGAGAGCUGUUUUUCCGAGAUAUUGAGCGUGGUGAUAUAGUGAUUGGAAGAAUUAGUUCUAUUCGGGAAUUCGGUUUUUUCAUGGUGUUGAUCUGUUUAGGAAGUGGUAUCAUGAGAGAUAUAGCCCACUUAGAAAUCACAGCUCUUUGUCCCUUAAGAGAUGUGCCUUCUCACAGUAACCAUGGGGAUCCUUUAUCAUAUUACCAAACUGGUGACAUCAUUCGAGCUGGAAUCAAGGAUAUUGACAGAUACCAUGAAAAGCUAGCAGUAUCUCUGUAUAGCUCUUCUCUUCCACCACACCUAUCUGGUAUUAAAUUAGGUGUAAUUAGCUCUGAAGAGCUUCCUUUAUACUACAGGAGAAGUGUUGAGCUAAAUAGCAAUUCUUUGGAGUCCUAUGAAAAUGUCAUGCAGAGUUCCUUGGGAUUUGUUAAUCCAGGAGUAGUUGAAUUCCUUCUAGAAAAACUAGGAAUAGAUGAAUCUAAUCCACCAUCUUUAAUGAGAGGCCUACAAAGCAAAAAUUUCUCUGAAGAUGAUUUUGCUUCUGCAUUGAGAAAAAAACAAUCCGCAUCUUGGGCUUUAAAAUGUGUGAAGAUCGGAGUUGACUAUUUUAAAGUUGGACGCCAUGUGGAUGCUAUGAAUGAAUACAAUAAAGCUUUGGAAAUAGACAAACAAAAUGUGGAAGCUUUGGUAGCUCGUGGAGCAUUAUAUGCGACAAAAGGAAGUUUGAACAAAGCAAUAGAAGAUUUUGAGCUUGCAUUAGAAAACUGUCCAACUCACAGAAAUGCAAGAAAAUACCUCUGCCAGACACUUGUAGAGAGAGGAGGACAGUUAGAAGAAGAAGAAAAGUUUUUAAAUGCUGAAAGUUACUAUAAGAAAGCUUUGGCUUUGGAUGAGACUUUUAAAGAUGCAGAGGAUGCUUUGCAGAAACUUCAUAAAUAUAUGCAGAAAUCUUUGGAAUUAAGAGAAAAACAAGCUGAAAAGGAAGAAAAGCAGAAAACAAAGAAAAUAGAAACAAGUGCAGAAAAGUUGCGUAAGCUCUUAAAAGAAGAGAAGAGGCUAAAGAAGAAAAGAAGAAAAUCAACUUCUUCUUCAAGUGUUUCUUCUGCUGAUGAAUCAGUGUCUUCAUCAUCAUCCUCUUCCUCUUCUGGUCACAAAAGGCAUAAGAAACAUAAGAGGAAUCGUUCAGAGUCUUCUCGCAGUUCCAGAAGGCAUUCAUCUAGGGCAUCCUCAAAUCAGAUAGAUCAGAAUAGGAAAGAUGAGUGCUACCCAGUUCCAGCUAAUACUUCAGCAUCUUUUCUUAACCAUAAACAAGAAGUGGAGAAACUACUGGGGAAGCAGGAUAGGUUACAGUAUGAAAAGACACAGAUAAAAGAGAAAGAUAGAUGCCCUCUCUCUUCAUCUUCACUUGAAAUACCGGAUGAUUUUGGAGUGUACUCCUAUUUAUUUAAAAAGUUAACUAUAAAACAGCCUCAGGCAGGUCCUUCAGGAGAUAUUCCAGAAGAGGGCAUUGUUAUCAUAGAUGACAGCUCCAUUCAUGUUACUGACCCUGAAGACCUUCAAGUGGGACAAGAUAUGGAGGUGGAAGACAGUGGUAUUGAUGAUCCUGACCACGGGUAGGCUUAGGUUUAUGUGUGUGUAUGUGUCUUAGUUUUUAACAAAAAAGUUAAAAAGUAAAAAAAUUAAAAAUAGAAAAAUGCUUAGAGAAUAAGGAUAUAAAGAAUAUUUUUGUGCAGUUGAACAAUGAGUGCUUAAGCUAAAUGUCAUCACAAAAGAGUAAAAAAAUUUUACAAAAUUAAAAAUGUUUAAAGUUAAAAAGCUCUAGGAAGCUAAGGUCAAUUUAUUAUUGGAGAAAUAAAAUUAUUUUUAUGAAUUUACUGUAGCCUAAGUGUACAUUGUUUAUCAUGUCUACAGUAGUGUUCAGCAAUUAGGCCUUCACAUUCUCUCACCACUCACUCACUCACUCACUCACUCACCCAGAGCAGCUUCCAGUCCUGCAAGCUCCAUUUAUGGUAAGUGCCCUGUACAGGUGUACCAUUUUUUUAAUCCAUUAUACCAUAUUUUUAUUGUACCUUUUCUAUGUUUAGAUUUGUUUAGUUACACAAGUACCGUUGUGUUACAGUUGCCUAUAGUACUCAAUACAGUAACACACUUUACAAGCUUAUAGCCUAGGAACAAUAGGCUAUACCAUCUAGGUUUGUGUAAGUACACUCUUACGAUGUUCACACAGUGACAAAAUCGCCCAAGGAUGCAUUCAUCAGAACACAUUCCCAUUGUUAUCCAAUGCAUGACUGUAUAAUGGUUUUAUGGAUUAAAUUUUUUAUGUAAUUCAACUGGAAAGUAUUUUUAUGUUAUUUUGGAAAAAAUAAAACAAUGACAAUUGAAAUCAUGGAA